Molecule: messenger RNA, 2418 nt
Organism: Periophthalmus magnuspinnatus
Lineage: Eukaryota; Metazoa; Chordata; Actinopteri; Gobiiformes; Gobiidae
Gene: ntrk1
Product: neurotrophic tyrosine kinase, receptor, type 1
Exons: 17
Coding region: 1-2388 (795 amino acids)
Biological process (GO): protein phosphorylation; regulation of phosphatidylinositol 3-kinase/protein kinase B signal transduction; cellular response to nerve growth factor stimulus
Cellular component (GO): plasma membrane; axon; signaling receptor complex
Molecular function (GO): neurotrophin binding; transmembrane receptor protein tyrosine kinase activity; neurotrophin receptor activity
Source: RefSeq, a predicted model, not a curated record
AUGGCUCUCCUGGUAGCCCUGGUGGUGUCCCUGCCCCUCCUCGGCCUGGCUCCUCUGGCCCAGGCCGGCUGCCCCUCUGCCUGCCGCUGCUCCUUUGCCAUGGUCCAGUGUCUGGAGCCCGACGGCAUCUCCAUGAUCCCUGCGCUGGCCCCCCUGGAGAGCGAGAACGUCACCGAGAUAUACAUAGAGAACCAGGCUGGAGUGGAGAACAUCACCGGCUUGGACCUGAUCAACUUCCAAGAGCUUCGAAAUCUAACGGUCACCUUCUGUAAACUUCGCUUCAUCUCAGCCAACGCCUUCCAGUACAACAUCAAGCUGCAGUAUGUAAAUUUGGCCUCCAACCUCCUGGAGCACAUCAGCUGGAAGGUCUUCCGCUUCCUGCCUCUGCUCAGUCUGGUGCUGCGGGACAACCCCCUGCAGUGCUCAUGUGAGUUGCACUGGCUCCAGCAGUGGCAGAGGAAUACCCAGGCAGACCUCGACUCUCAGGCACUCUCCUGCCUGCACGGACAGCUGGAGGUGUCGCUCAGCUCUCUGCACAUCGAAAACUGCAGCCUCCCAGAGGUCACCAUCCUCCCGGCCAACAACAGAGUCCAGGAGGGGGGCAACCUCACCUUCGAGUGCCAUGUGACCGGGAGCCCCACCCCCCGAGCCCGAUGGAGGACGGAGCACCUUGACUCUCCCUUCACUACACAGGAGAGGAUUUGGGGGUCCACUCUGGAGCAUGUGCUGUAUCUGACCAAUGUGUCGGCCAGUGACAACCUGCACAACCUGACCUGUGAGGCGGAGAACCAGGCCGGGCCGGACAGCGACACUGUGCCCCUCGACAUCCAAUUCCCAGCUCACAUCCUCUUCCUGAAGGACGCUGUGCCCAUGCAUCACUGGUGCUUCCCGUUUGCGGUGGACGGAAACCCAGAGCCCACCAUCAGCUGGCUGUACAAUGGUGCGGUGCUGCAGGAGACGCUCUUUGCCUUCACGAAGAUCAUCAGCGACUCUAGCGACGGCUCGCAGAAGCAUGGCUGCCUGUACCUGAACAAGCCCACUCACAUCAACAACGGCCUGUACACACUGCUAGCCCAGAACAGACUGGGGAGCGACCAGGCCAACGCCACCGGCAGCUUCAUGGACAACCCCUUUGACCCCUUUGACCCUGAGGGCAUCAUCCCAGUCCCUGAUGUCGUCCCAACUCCCACCAACAUGACCGUGCUGGCCGUGACGGAGAACCUGGAGAGCCGCGUGUUUGUGGUGUCCGUGGCAGUGGGGUUAGCGCUCUUCGCCUGUUUCUUCCUCCUGCUGAUUCUGGUGGUUCUGAAUAAAUGUGGACAUCACCCCAAGUUCGGCAUUCACCGUUCCUCUGUUCUGGGCACAGAGGACGACCUGGCUGUGUCCCUGCACUUCAUGAAGGGCAGCAGCCCCCCGUCCUCUGAUGAAGACUCUGGACUGUCCAGCUUUGUGGAGAACCCUCAAUACUUUUGCGGCAUCAUCAAAGACAAAGACAUGUGUGUGCAGCACAUUAAGCGACAGGACAUCGUGCUGAAGUGGGAGCUUGGAGAGGGAGCGUUUGGGAAGGUUUACCUGGCUGAGUGUGCCAACCUCAGCCCAGACAGCGACAAGAUGCUGGUCGCCAUCAAGACUCUGAAAGAUGCCAAUGAGUCCACACGGCAGGACUUCCAGAGGGAGGCGGAGCUGCUGACAGUCUUGCAGCAUCAGCACAUCGUACGCUUCUACGGGGUGUGCACAGACGGAGAGCCGCUCGCCAUGGUGUUUGAGUACAUGCGCCAUGGCGAUCUCAACCGCUUCCUCCGGGCCCAUGGUCCAGAUGCAUGCAUGUUGGAUGAGUCUAAGCUGCCGGCUGUGGGGCAGCUGACCGUGCCUCAGAUGUUGCACAUCGCGGCGCAGAUCGCCUCGGGGAUGGUGUACCUGGCCUCCCUGCACUUCGUCCACCGUGACCUGGCCACACGCAACUGCCUGGUGGGGGAGGGACUCGUGGUGAAGAUCGGAGACUUUGGCAUGUCCCGGGACAUCUACAGCACCGACUACUACAGAGUGGGCGGGCGCACCAUGCUGCCCAUUCGCUGGAUGCCCCCCGAGAGCAUCAUGUACCGAAAGUUCACCACAGAGAGCGACAUCUGGAGCUUCGGGGUGGUACUGUGGGAGAUCUUCACCUACGGAAAACAGCCCUGGUACCAGCUGUCCAACAGCGAGGCCAUUGAAUGCAUCACGCAGGGCCGGGAGCUGGAGCGGCCCCGCACCUGUCCCAAAGAGGUGUAUGCUCUGAUGCAGGGCUGCUGGCACCGCGAGCCCCAGCAGAGGAUGGUCAUCAAGGAUAUCCACAGCCGUCUCCUGGCUCUGGUCAAGAACCCGCCCGUGUACCUCGACAUCCUGGGCUAGUCCCCGGACAUCCUGGGACACUCUUCACCC